Messenger RNA from Prorocentrum cordatum, 1140 nucleotides. The record is from the annotation of a GenBank genome assembly. NCBI's taxonomy places the organism in Eukaryota, Dinophyceae, Prorocentrales, Prorocentraceae.
AUCCGUCGCAAGCUGGGCCUCAAGUUGCCGCGCGAGGCCCGCAUGGCAUUCUUCGUCGCCGAGAUCGAGCCGUCGACAGAGGUCACGACGCGAGGCUGCCCUGGGCCUCGGGCUUGCCCGGCCGACGUGGCUGCGAGGCCCCCGUGGCCGCCGCGCGCGACCCCGCCCGAGUUGAGCGGCUCCCUUGAGCGCGCCCGCACCUCGCGGUGGGUGCGAUGGGCGCCCGUGCCGCGGCGCUCGCUGCCUGCCUCGUCCCGGCGGCCCUGGCUGGCGCUCACGGGCGACGAACAGCGCGCGCCGCCGCCAGAGGCCGCUGUGGGAGCCGGACGACCGGGUGUACUUCGGCGAGAGGGGCGCGAUGCCCGAGCCGCAGAGGUACUCGAACCUGAGCAGGGAGGACUUCGGCCGCCUCGGGAGCACGGGCGUCCCGUUCGUGGUCUCGGAUGGGUGCGCGGACUGCCCCAUGAAGGCGUGGAAUUUGGCCCAUCAUAUCCCGCAAGUUCAGCGGCGUCAAGUUUCGGCAGGAGUACGGGCGCGGCGAGAACAUCUAGGGGAACGAACAAUGACAUAAACAGACCAACUCGAGGUCCGCGCGGGUUUUUCGGAUCGGCGUUGGGGCCUCCUGGCGGCGCCUCCGGACCUCCGAGUUGUUAUGUGUGUGCCAUUCUUCGUUCCCCUAACAACAAUAACAAGUUCGGGGAAAGUGAUUGGGUCAGGAAGAAGACGAAGAUCAAGAGGAAUAGGCCUCUGCCCAAGGACGCGCCGCAGUACGCGCCGUUCUACUCCGACCUCGUCAAAGCCUGGAGGGACGAGCAGGAGCGCGGCUGGGGGAAGAAGCAGGACGUCAUGGCCAUGGAGAAGGCCGUGAAGGACGCCAGCGAGCCGUUUUAUUUCAUGGACUCCCGUAACGGUCCCGAGAUGAAGCAGAACCCGGAGUUCUGGCUCCAGCCCCAGAGACUGGGUCCAUGGCACACAUGGACGAGCACUGAUAUCGACGAUCGCCACCACGUUGUCGGGGGUGAAGAGGUGGAGGUUGAUGCCCAUCCCGGCAAAGCCGCACCCACACGGCUACUUCGACGGGUUGGUGUACGACCGUGGCGAGUGGGACCCCAUCUUCAAUUUCACCACGUACCCUGGUGA